GCAGGGUGCUGAUGGGUUCUCUUCAAUCCACAGCCCCAGCCCUGCUGGCUGCAGUCCCCGCGCUGUUGCACAGCGUGACCCCCGUCUCCUCGCCCAGGAGCAGUGAUCCGCUGUGCUUCACCCCGAUGUACAGAGAGACCGUGCGUCAGUCGCUGGUCGCCCGAGACCUCAUGACCUUCACCCCUCCCACGAGCAAUUAGAGUCGCCCGCUGCCCCCCCAGCCUCCCUGUCUCCUGCGGUGAGGCCCUGCCAGGGUGAAAUAAUCCUGAGGCCCCCUAGUGGCCAGAAACCCCAGACGCUGUUGAUUUGGCGUGAGUUCCUGCCUCAAGGCAUCCUGGAGGGUGUUUGGGAGAACAGUGGAUGGGAUUUUCCUGGUGGAGGUGUGUGGGAUCUCCGUAUGGAGCCUGGUCUCUGGCCUGGGUUCGCUGGCUCCCCUCUUCAUCUCGUACGGAGGCACCGAUCUGGAAAGCGAACAGAGGGGGGGGGGGUACUGAGAUUUAUUUUUCGGCUGGAGGCCACAUCGAUACCUGUGUCUGGCCUGAUGGUAUUCUUUCCACGUGCUCGUUCCUCGUUCGUGUUGCUUUGUAACCCCUUUAAAGAAAGCGACCAUCUGUAAUAACCGUAUUAAAGGACUGUGUUUACUUCAGUGUGUGGCGUGCUCUUUCCAGAAGGCUGCAGUUUUGUGGAGACUCCUUGUUUUCUCCAGGGACAGCAGGAGGCACACCCCUCGUGAGUAUUUCAAGAAUACUGCGUUUUUAUGUGCUGGUAGGGGCUACAGUCCAAGUAUAGUAGAACAGUCCUGUUGCAUGAGGAGCUAUAGGACAGGUACGGUAAUGGGAGAGUAAGGGUCUGUCGUAAAAUGAUGUAGAAUUGAUGUUCACAUCAGCGCGUCACGUGCACAAGACGACUCUUAUCUCCUCCUCUGGACCUGCCCUCUGCCACCCUGGAGGUUUCGCUACAUGAGUAAUAAAUGACUAAACGACUAUGGUUCAGUGUGAAGAGCAGUUCAUAUUAUCGGCAGAAUCUUGCGCAAACAGCCCUAAAUCACUCGGGGAGCAAGAAUUAUGGCCGAGUCCAGACUCCAUCUGCUGUGCCGUAAUGUCUGGAGUAGAUGAGACCCAAGUCGUCACCUCGGUACGGUAUAUAGUGGUGGGGGGGGUAGGGAGUGGGGGCACACUUGUGUCUCUUUUCUCCACUGAAGGCGUGUGACGCGCGCAGGGCCCCGACGUGGAUGCCCGCGCGACUGGACCUCAGCCGACGAGACCCGUUUCCGUAGCCGGCGCAGGCCAGGAACAAAGCCACCGGGAAACCCCUUCAAGAAAAGCAGGCGAGAUUCCCGAGCGGCUGAGCCGGGCUGUGAGCCGGUCCGUCUCGGGCUCUGGGGGGCGGUUUCUAAUCUUCCUGGCUCAGCACGGCUUCCUCAUUACCUUCAUGGGCGGCUGACGACCUCUCCUCCUCCUGACGCACGCGGGGCUCCCUCGGAUCCGGUGUGUGGACUCAGGCGACUGCGGUAUCGUACGCCGAAGGUUGUUUCGGGGAUGGCGGGCUUGGGCCCCUCCGGCUCCCUCGCGGUCACUGCCAGUAAGACGACAGCACUGCAGCGCCCAGGAAAUCGCCAGCAUUUCCAGUUCCUGGCAGGCGUGAAUUGUGGGUGUUUCCAGCCAAUGAUGUGAGCCUGCAGGGACGCCGAGCCCGAGCUCUUUGCCCAGGAAGCGACAGGUGUAGCCCCUCCGCUCCCCUCCAUUCUGAUCCACCCAGCCCCUGCUGAUUGACAGCUCAACAAUCAGCGGGGAACUUUAGGCGGUAAAGUUUGCUGACAGACCAUCCAGCGGGUCCAGAACACCAGCCUGCAAGAACACCCAGAGACCCUCAGUCCAGAAUAUCGGCCUGUAAGUACACCCAGAGACCCUCAGUCAAGCGGGUCCAGAACACCAGCCUGCAAGAACACUGAGGCCCUCCGUCGAGCCGGACCAGAACACCAGCCUGCAAGAACACCCAGAGUCCCUCAGUCCAGCCAGUUCUGGAGCUGUAGGCUGACACGAUGCCACCGGACAGGCGCGGCGCAGCCUAUAGGCCAGGAAGUACGGGUUCCGAUCGGGUCAGGAUGUGGGCCUGGGCGCUGCUCCCAAUCGCCAUGGCAAUGCUGGGGACUGUGGGAUUCUGGGCGGUGUUCGGGAUGGCGGUGUCCAACGGGUCUGUCAAUCUCACACGGGAGUUCCCCUACAUCAGUACGUGUGGCACCUACAAUCCCCAGAGCUGCAUCUUCGCACAGGUGCUCAACCUGGGCUCUCUCAUGGUGGUGUGGAUAGUUCUGAUCCGCUACCAGCAGAUUAAGGACUAUGGACAGAGCUCCCGGGUCAAUGUGGCCGGUCUGGUGCUGGGUUUCGGCUGCGCGCUGGGCUGCUCCUUCGUGGGCAACUUCCAGCAAUCCGUGCUGAUGGGCGCCCACCUGUUCGGGGCCUUCCUGGCGUUCUUCGUGGGCCUGGCCUAUUUCUGGGUGCAGGCGUACCUCACCUACACGGUGGCGCCCCGCCACGGGGGGCGCUGGAUCGGCCCGGCCCGCGUCGGCCUCUGCAGCGCCUGCACCGUCCUCAUCGUCAGCAUGUCCGUGCUCCACAAGCAGCAGUACCGGUCGGCGGCGGCCGGGUGCGAGUGGGCGGCGGCCAUGACCUUCUUCCUGCUCUUCGCGCUCUUCGCCGUCGAGUUCCGCCACGUCGACUGCCACCGGUACCACGUCCAGAAGCGGGCCGUGCCAGCGGGCGGCGCCAUGCCCGCGGAGGUGGCCUCCCAGGCCCAGGCACCCUGAGGAGGAGGAGGAGGGGGGCGUGGAGCUGCUCCAUGCGCCGGCCAUUCGGGUGCAGGGCUCCAUUGUAACCCUGCGCUCGCGAGUUCUCCCUCACGCCUACAGGGGGCGCAGUUUCCACAGCACAGCGCCGGACGGGCGCGGAGCAGCCGAGAGACGCCAGCAGGGGGCGCCCACCCCCCCACCCCCCCAGCCUGAAACGCGACUCCUCCCCUCGUCCGCCAGGCGCAACAAGAUCCGGUUUGAUGAAGUCUAACGAACAGCAGCCAUCAUGAAGAUCGUUAACGGGAGUCGAUGAGGUGCAGGGGCAGGGGGGUGGAUUGGGGGCGUUGCUCCUGUGUAUUUGACCUGUAUUUUCUUGUCUAAGCUCCCCAGCGGACAGCUGGAGGCCGCGGGCUCGUGCAGUCAGGCGGUUUCACUGUCCCGGAGCUGUGCAGACUGUGACAUGUUGACAUGAUCAACGCCCAUUAAAAGAGAUUCGUGAGGCUGAA
Messenger RNA from Lepisosteus oculatus (spotted gar), 3294 nucleotides. It is a transcript of the gene tmem150b, whose product is annotated as transmembrane protein 150B. The record is from RefSeq and is a predicted model, not a curated record. Gene Ontology annotation, cellular component: plasma membrane. Lineage: Eukaryota; Metazoa; Chordata; Actinopteri; Semionotiformes; Lepisosteidae.